UCCUCGGCCGCCAUUUUGGGAGUCAAAACACUCCCAACAAAUAGUAGCGCACACCUCCACGCUUCUUCGUGGCCUUACUAUGGUUCACACAUGUGUGGUGUCAGGCUGUAGGAACAGAAGGACCCCGGGCACCACCUUAUCCUUCUACCGGUUCCCCCGGGACCCGGAGAGGAAGCAGCGCUGGAUCGCUGCUGUGAACAGAGAGGGCUGGGUGCCGAACGACGGCAGUCGGCUGUGUAGUACUCACUUCAUCUCAGGUAAACAGGUUAAGAAUCCGCGCUCGCCAGAUUAUGUUCCUUCUGUCUUCACAUCAGUUCCCUCGUCCCCGGAGAUGAAGGAGCCGAGUGCCUUGGAGGUCCUGGACAAGCAGGAAGCUCGGGUGGAAGCUGCCAACGCCUUGUUGUUCCUGCAGGGUCAGGGCAGCUCUGUGUCCGGGGGGACGGGCCCGGAGGAGCAUCCUCAGAAGGAGGAGCAAGACGCCAACUUGGAGGAGAGUGCCUCCUCUUCUCUUAGCACGGAUGAAGAGGAUGAUGACGAUGAUGAAUCUAUGAGUGAGAGUAAGAGAGGGAAGUUUGCUCAGGUGUCUGAUGCGUCGGUGAACUUUGAGGACGCUCUGAAAGUCUUGAAGAAGGAGAACCAGGCGCUCAGGGAGUCUGUGGAGAGAAUGUCGCUCUCUGAGAGCUCUUUGAGGAACGAUGCAGAGAAGGUGAAGUUUUACACGGGCUUACCAAACUUCUUCGUCCUAGAGACAGUCAUGUGGCUGCUGGCGCCUCACAUGGAGGGGAUGAAGAACGUGAAGCUCUCCAAGUUUCAGCAGCUGCUGCUGACACUGAUGCGACUUCGCCUGGACCUCCGCAACCAGGACCUGGCCUACCGCUUUGGAGUGAAAGUCAGCAUGGUGACCAGGACUGUUCAUCAGAUGGUCAACAUCAUGUCCUCCACUCUGGUGCCCACGGCCGUCUUCUGGCCUUCAAGAGCCGAGCUCAGGAAGAACCUCCCGGCGGCUCUCCGUGCCUCCCACCCUGACUGUGCCGUCAUCAUCGACUGUUUCACGGUGCCCUUUGAGGAGCCGGUCUCCCGGGGCCACCAGCAGCAUCAACAGCAAGGGCUGGGGCCGAGCUGUAACGUGUUAAAGUUUCUGAUCGGCGUGGCCCCACAAGGCGUCGUCACGUUCGUCUCCAGGGGCGUGCUUGGGAACGUCAGCGAUAAAAGCCUGGCGGAGGGCUGCGGCUUCCUGUGCAAGCUUCUUCCAGGAGACGUGGUGUUAGCUAACCGGGAUCUAGACAUUGCAGAUUCUGUCGCUGCCCGAGGAGCGAUCUUUAACAUUGCCAGCAGCUACGGGAGCUCAGAGGGAUCAGCCCUCACUGAGUCCUCCUCUGAGACUCUGAGUGUGCAGAGGCACGUGGAGAGGGUGAUCUCCAUGGUGAAGCAGAGGUACGCCAUGCUCACGGGCCCCGUCGAGAGCCCCUUCACCACGGCCUCCGAGCGCACGUCCAACCUCUCCACCUUUGAUAAGAUUGUGCAAGUCGCCUGUGCCUUAAACAACCUGUGCAUCUCUGCUGCUCCACUAGAGUGAUUACACACACAGUCCUAGUGUUCCUUAAUGCUGUCCAGGCACCUGAGUUCCCUUUACUUCUCCGGACCUUACUCCACGUCCUCACACUCCAUCCUCGUGUCAACACUCCUCCAUUACUGCAGAGAAUAAUCAGAAACUUAUCCGCUUUGAUUCACACUGUCAGCGUGUAUGGUCUCUGUUAUCUGGGCCGGUCCGUACUUGAAGAUAAGAGCAUGUCUCCCAAAUCCAGAAACAACAUAGCUAAGAUAUGAUGUCAUUAAGUUAUGCAACUCAGCUGAUAAAGAAUGGCGGGCUUGUAGUCGGUGUUAUUUUGGAGUUUAGGCGUUGCACUGAGCUGCAGAAAGUGAAAAAGUGAAGUCUGUUUGGUGCAGGACAGAAGUUAUUGUCGUCUCAAUGGAGGACAGUUCCUCACUUUGCUGAACCUUGAAUCCUGAGAGUCCAUCAGCUCUCAUCUGACCAUACUGUAGCCAGAGUGGGAUGUGGUUUUGUUGAGUUGUUGGGGAUGCUUGUGUGCAGUUAUCUGUCUAAAGACACUAAAUGAAGCUUCAUUAAAGGAGGGUUUCACUACACUGA
Notolabrus celidotus (New Zealand spotty) is the source of this 2149-nucleotide messenger RNA. RefSeq lists its product as uncharacterized. The record is from RefSeq and is a predicted model, not a curated record. Lineage: Eukaryota; Metazoa; Chordata; Actinopteri; Labriformes; Labridae. The transcript is spliced from 2 exons. Bases 80 to 1576 code for a protein of 498 amino acids.